GGAAUCAGUUGAAUUCGAGUGGCAAAAGUGACAAGAUGUGGAAAAAUAUUUUCAUAAUUUGUGUAUGCGUUCUAAGCUUGUCUCAAGCGGCUGUCUAUACAGAGAGAUAUUUCAAAGAUCCAGCACAUCCAGGAAAAUGUGUAGUCAAAGAUAAGGUACUCACACCUGGUCAAAGUAUAAAGCACCCCGUAAUGGCAUGCGCACAAUUUACCUGUGAUAACUCACAAGGCAUGGCCACUAUUGAAACUUGUGAUCCGGUUAGCUCUCUGCCCUCCCCGCUUUCAUUGAUUAAAUACGAUCCCAAAGAUAAGCCAACUUGCAGUUGGGGCGAUUUCAUUAACACCAAUGCACCAUAUCCGGAUUGCUGCAAGCGACACUUCAGUUGCGUACUGUAGAAAAUGCAAAAGCGCUACAACUUCACUAAAUAAAAUAAGGAUUUCUCAAAUAUUGAGGCUUCAAGCAAAUUAAAAGAUUGUGUUAACAUUAUAAAUGUAUUGAGAUGUAUAAGGUGGGUCAAAAUUAGACAUCCUUGCUCUUGAGCCCUUUUUACUAACUAAAAAAAUGAUUUUUAGU
Molecule: messenger RNA, 573 nt
Organism: Anastrepha obliqua
Lineage: Eukaryota; Metazoa; Arthropoda; Insecta; Diptera; Tephritidae
Exons: 3
Coding region: 36-395 (119 amino acids)
Source: RefSeq, a predicted model, not a curated record